UUUUUUUUACACCCAAAAAAAAAAAAAAAAAAUUGUUUCCAAGAGUCGAGAAUUACGUGGUUGUUUGUAAGAAGCCCUGAAGGGUGGGAAAAACCCAACCAGAUUAUGGUUUCACGAAAGUAUUAAAUCAAAUAAGACACAACCCCUUCCAUAUAGCAUUUUCUUUUUUAUAUUUUGGGUUUGGAAAAAGAAAAGAAAAUUAGGGCGGGUUGGGGGGUGGGGGGGUGGCAAAAGAGAAGAUGGAAAUUGAUGCAACCAAGAGAGGGAUAGACUAUUUCCAUUACUAUCACAACAGUUGUUUUUGGGUUGCUUUUAAUUUCAUCGCUUUAUUAAGUUUAUUAGAAAUUCGUGUCUGGAUCUCCAGUUGCCCUUUGGUUGUUUCCUUGUUUCUCUCUCUAAUUCGAUUACAUAUUAAUAUUAUUCUUAUUCCAAAUCGCUCGAAAUCGCACCCGCCUCCAUAUAAUAAUAUCCUCUAUGUGGUUGUGGUUGUGGCUGUGGCUGUGGUGGUGUUUUUAUUGCUAUUGUUACAUGUCCGUCACAUGUGCCUCAGAUUCCUCUCCUUUUACGCUUCCUUUCCUGCCCAGAUAGGGAUUGGGAUUUCUGUUGUUUCCUUCUCCAAGCCCUGGUUAUUCUUCUUCGGGGAAUCUUGAUUUCUAGGGUUUGUUUCUGGGCUGCAGAUUGAUCUGAGAUGGAGGCAGGUUCCGAGGGGGAGAUCAAUCGGAACACGAAUCAAAGCCCCACGGAGGGGGCGAAGAGGCCUAGGCGUCAGAUGAAGACGCCGUUUCAGUUGGAGAUGCUCGAGAAAACCUAUGCAACCGAGAAGCAUCCAUCGGAAACGACUCGUGGCGUGCUGUCUGAGAAAUUAGGUUUAACGGAUAGGCAACUGCAGAUGUGGUUUUGUCAUAGACGAUUGAAGGAUAAAAGGGAGGCAUUGUGCGAGGGCACCACGAAGGCGCGCAAUCCUGGAUCUGUCGGGAGAAAGGGUUUGGUUGAAUCCCCGAAAGAGGAAUUGAUGACUGCUAACCCUGUCAUUGGAACAACUCUGGAUUCUGGUUCUUCAUCUGACUCAGAUUCAGAGUCGAGUCAGUUUGCCAAUGGAGAUAAUUCUCCAUUGGUGCAGACGAGGUAUUAUGAGUCUCCUACGACCAUCAUGGAGCGUAGAGCGAUAACUUGCGUGGAGAUGCAGUUGGGAGAGCCUUUGAGAGAAGAUGGGCCAAUUCUUGGGGUGGAGUUUGAUGAACUACCACCUGGUGCAUUUGGUGCCCCCAUAGUGCCAAGCAGACACAGAAAAUCUUAUGAUGGCAAAUUCUCUACAAAAUAUGAUGGAAAGCGUAUGAAGGCUUCUUCUGUUGAUCCUCAUGAAGUAGAAGAAUAUAAAAGUCGGAAGGAUGUGUAUGGUCAAGCUGCACCACCCUGCUUCUAUCACUCUCCUGUUGAUGGUGCUUCGUCGAAAAGUCCAUCUCUUGUCUAUGGAAAUGGCUAUCUGCCAAAGGAAGAUGUUGAGGGUCAAAUAAAAACCAUGGAUAUAUAUUCUCCUCCAGUCAGACAGGCGUGGGCUGCCUCAUCUCCCAUGAAUACAGAUGUGGUUUCUCACAGUGAAAAUAAUUUGCAUAAAGGAAAGAAACGCAAGAGCAAUGAUGCACCGUCUGAAAGAGAAAUCCAAGCACGUGAAAAGAAGAUGCGAAAAGAAUUAGAGAAACAAGAUCUUUUGAGGCGAAAGAGGGAGGAGCAAAUGAGAAAAGAGAUGGAAAGGCAAGAACGUGAAAGGCGGAAAGAAGAACUACGACUUAUGCGAGAGCAGCAAAAGCAGGAAGAGAAGUUUCAGCGUGAGGAAAGGCGUGAAAUGGAGCGGAGGGAGAAAUUUAUGCAGAGGGAGCUUUUACGGGAAGAGAGGAGGAAACAGAAAGAAGAGAGACGCAUGGAGAAGGAAGCUGCAAAACAAAAGGCAGCACUGGAGAGAGCAACAGCUCGGAGAAUGGCUAAAGAAUCCAUGGAGCUAAUCGAAGAUGAGCGCCUGGAAUUAAUGGAACUGGCUGCUUCAAGCAAGGGGUUACCUUCAAUUGUUUCUCUUGAUUACGACACCUUACAAAAUCUUGACGCAUUCCGAGAAUCUUUAUGUGAGUUCCCACCAAAGUCUGUUCAAUUGAGAAUGCCUUUUGCCCUUCAACCGUGGAUUGAUUCAGAGGAAAAUGUUGGAAGCCUCCUGAUGGUUUGGAAAUUUUGUGCGACAUUUGCAGAUGUUAUUGGACUCUGGCCUUUUACCCUUGACGAAUUCGUACAAGCUAUUCAUGAUUAUGAGUCAAGGUUGCUUGGUGAAAUUCAUAUCGCUAUUCUAAACCUCAUUAUCAAAGAUAUUGAGGAUGUUGUGAGAGCACCUUCAGGUGGACCAGGCACGAAUCAAUACACUGCCAUUAAUACCGAAGGUGGACACCCUCAUAUCAUUGAAGGGGCCUAUAUGUGGGGUGUUGACAUAAGAAACUGGCAGAAACACUUAAAUCCACUGACAUGGCCGGAAAUUUUAAGACAGCUGGCGCUUUCUGCUGGUUUGGGACCACAAUUGAUGCAAAAGGGAAUUGAUCCAGUUCCCUCGAGCAAUAAAGACGAGAGUAAAAGUUGUGAAGAUAUAGUGUCCACUUUGCGAAAUGGUUCAGCAGCUGAGAAUGCAGUUGCACUUAUGCAAGAGAAAGGAUUGUCCUUGCAACGCAAAUCAAGACACCGGCUGACUCCUGGAACUGUUAAAUUUGCUGCUUACCAUGUUCUUGCUUUUGAAGGAAGCAAAGGAUUGAAUGUCAUUGAGCUUGCAGAGAAAAUUCAAAAAUCUGGGCUUCGUGACCUGACUUCGAGCAAGACUCCAGAAGCAUCUAUAUCUGUUGCCUUGUCAAGGGAUCCAGUACUUUUUGAAAGAAUUGCUCCAUCGACAUACUGUGUACGGCCAGCUUUCAGAAAAGAUCCUGCCGAUGCUGAAUCAAUCAUUGCUGCAGCCAAGGAGAAGAUACAGCGCUACGCAAAUGGUUUUCUCUCUGGUCAAAAUGCUGAUGAGGAGGAGAGAGAUGAGGAUUCAGACAGCGAUGUUGUUGAGGCUACUGAAGCGGAGAGGUCGGCUACCCCUCUGAAUACCAUAAAAAAUGAAAUGAUCGAAGUUGGCGGCCCCUACUUGGGAAAUGACAAAGAAAAGCUCCCUCCCAGUGUUGGUUUGGAGAACGGAAUUUGCAGCACUGGUAUAGAUGAAGGAAACCCUGAUGAAGGCAUUGUGGUUGAUGAAAGCAGAUCAGGUGAGCUUUGGGUCCAAGGGCUCACCGAAGGAGAAUACUCUGAUUUAUCCAUUAAAGAGCGUUUGAAUGCCCUAGUGGCCUUGAUAGGCAUUGCAAAUGAAGGGAACACAAUUCGAAUGAUUCUUGAGGAACGGAUGGAAGCUGCCAAUGCUUUGAAAAAGCAGAUGUUGGCGGAUGUACAGUCGGACAAAAGGAGAAUGAGAGAGGAAUUUAUUACUAAGAUUUGUGACCCUUCCUUUCACACUGCAGCCGAGGGUGGGUCGAGUUUGCAAGUAAAUAAAAUUUAUGACCCAUCAGGAACCAUUUCCGGGAAGGAUGAUUCUUCUGUUGUGGGCGGUGAUGUUAAUGCCUCCAUUGAUGUUCCAGCUCAGGAUACAUCUAUGGGUCACUUUGUCCCUCCCAGUCAGCCGAGCGGACAGAUGAAUGAAAGGUCACGGAUGCAACUAAAAUCUUAUAUAGGCCACAAAGCUGAAGAACUGUAUGUUUACAGGUCGUUGCCUCUGGGCCAAGAUAGAAGGAGAAAUCGUUACUGGUACUUUGCAGCCUCGACUUCUUGCCUCGAUCCUGGUUCAGGCAGAAUAUUUGUUGAAUCACCCGAUGGCCGUUGGAGGCUUAUUGAUUCCGAGGAGGGAUUUGAUGGUCUUUUAACAUCUCUGGACACUCGCGGCACUCGAGAAUCUCAUUUGCAUAUAAUGCUUCAAAAGAUUGAAGUCUGCUUCAGGGAAUGUGUUAGAAGACAACUCAGUGGCAGACAAGGUGUUGCUGAAGCGAAUUCUCCCGGUUAUUCAAGUCCUGAUGCACCGGCAACAUCAAUAUCGUUCCAAAUCGAUAUCGGAAGGAAUGAAACUGAGCAAAGUAACUUCUUGAAGAGAUAUGGAGAAUUACAGAAUUGGAUGUGGAGAGAAUGCAUCAACUCAACCACACUCCGCUCCGUGGCAUUUGGAAAGAAACGGUGCUCACCAGUGAUGGGUGUAUGUGAUGUUUGCCUUACUAUUUACGAUGGUAAGCAGGAGAUGUGUACGUCGUGCCUUCAGCAUCGCCAUACGGAAGGAAAUUUCUCGAAGCAGUUCUGGGAGGGAGAAUAUAUUAUUUUGUCAAACUCAUCUCCUGUAAGAAUCAGACUAAUCAAAGCCAUUUUUACUCUGCUUGAGGUUUCUGUUCCACAUGAAGCCCUUGAUCCUUCUUGGACUGAUGAGCAUAGGAAAAAUUGGGGCUUUGAGAUUCAAAAAUGCACAUCCGUCGAUGGACUUCUACAGAUGGUGACUAUGAUUGAGGCUGCCAUAAAACGUGACUAUCUGUCGGAAGAUUUUGAAACAGCCGAGGACUUGGUUCAUUACUGUAACUCCUCAAGAAAUGAAUUUACUUCUGCAGGAUCUGUCCGUCAGCUUCCAUGGAUACCAAAGACUACUUCUGCGGUAGCUCUGAGGCUUUUGGAGCUCGAGGCAUCUAUUUUCUUUACCGAAGAACAGAAGGCUGCGGCACUUGACGAAAAGAAAUUGCAAAUUAUUCCGAAGUUCGCUUUGAGGUAUGGCAACACAAAGGACAUUCAGAAGGCCAAAGCUAUGGAUUCCGAUAGACAUGGAUCUGCCAAAGAAAACCACGCGCACGAUGCUCCUGGUAGCUCCCGGGGUGGGCAAGGGGUUCGGAAGCUAGGGGGGCGUCCUUUUGGGAAGUCGCAGAAAGUAGUGAAGAGAUCAAUCUCACAAUCAGGUGGCAAGCGAGGUACGAAAAAUGGUCGGACUUUGAAUCAAAUUCUUUCCCAGCAGGGAGUGGGAAAUGCUGGACAGAAGCACGGACGAGGUCCGAGAACGGUCCGGAAAAGGAGAAUGGAGAAGCAGGUUGUUGCAGAGACUCCGCAGGAUUACUUAAACGACGACGAUGAGGAGGACAAGAAUGUUCUUGAGGAUGCUAUCGAGGAUUUCGGCGCAGAUAAUUAUGUUGUUGACAACAAUGGUAGCAGUAACAGCAUGGAAGCUGAUGAUUCGGACGAUGAACAUGCCAACAUCGACCCGUUUGCCUAUGCAAAAUGGGGUGCAGCCUCGUUCGACGAAGAUGAUGAUGACAAUGCUCCUAAUAGAAGUGAUGGAGUGAUGGCGGAGAUGAGCGAAGACGACGGGGAUGACAGUGAAGAUGUCGAAAAUGGCUAUGACGAAGAGGAUGGCCGGAAUUCGAAUGGAGAUGGAGGUAUGGAAAUCGGCGACGGAUCAGAGAGAGACGAGCAGAACGGAGACGAAGGUUCUGAUGAUUCUAUGGCUUCUGGGGAUUCAAGUGACUGAGGACUGAUGAGGCACAUUUUUGGGUAAACCAUAAUCACAUACAUUACAAUACACUACAGUUUAGUAUUAUAAAUCUUGAUUCUUUUUUAGUAUUUUUGGUAGUAAUUGGAGAAACCCAUUGUCUGGGCUGGGCUGAUUUGAGUUUCAAGGCAUGUCCUCCCUCUAAGAUUAUAGAAAAUUUAUUAAAACAUAUUUAGUACUGGAUAA
Messenger RNA from Andrographis paniculata, 5755 nucleotides. Its product is annotated as homeobox-DDT domain protein RLT1-like. Gene Ontology annotation, biological process: regulation of transcription by RNA polymerase II. Bases 689 to 5548 code for a protein of 1619 amino acids. The record is from RefSeq and is a predicted model, not a curated record. Gene Ontology annotation, molecular function: DNA binding. The transcript is spliced from 19 exons. NCBI's taxonomy places the organism in Eukaryota, Viridiplantae, Streptophyta, Magnoliopsida, Lamiales, Acanthaceae.